GCCGGGAGGAGGAGAGAGGAGGGAGGAGGGAGGGCUGGAACCUGAGCCAGCAGCAGCAGCAGUGGCGGCGGUGAGUGACCCGCCUGGCUGCCGUUGUCGUCUCCUCCUCUGCCCCCGCCGCAGCCUAGCACCGGCAGCGCCCAUUGGGGGACGGAAGUCCCUGGCAGCCGUCCCCAGCGGGGCCCCCGCCCGGUUUCUCUACGCCCGACACUAAGGAACUCUUCUCCUUCGGUUCCUGCCUAGCGCCAUGGCGGCGGCGGCGGCGGCUGAACCCAGUAGUAGCGGCAGCUACCAGCAGUUGCAGAAUGAGGAAGAGCCUGGUGAGAAUCUACAGGUUGUAAAUGACUUCCCACCACCUUACAGCAGCAUCUCCGGGGAGAAUUCAGUGUAUUUUGACUACAAAGAUGAGGCUGGGUUUCCCAAGCCCCCUUCUUAUAAUGUAGCCACAACACUGCCUACGUAUGACGAAGCAGAGCGAACUAAGGCUGAAGCUACCAUUCCCUUAGUUCCUGGAAGGGAGGAGGACUUUGUGGCACGGGAUGAGUUUGAUGAUACUGACCAGCUGAGGAUAGGAAAUGAUGGCAUUUUCAUGCUGACUUUCUUCAUGGCAUUCCUUUUCAACUGGAUUGGAUUCUUCCUCUCUUUCUGCCUGACCACCUCAGCUGCAGGAAGAUAUGGAGCCAUUUCUGGAUUUGGUCUCUCUCUCAUUAAGUGGAUCCUGAUAGUCAGGUUCUCUACUUAUUUCCCUGGUUACUUUGAUGGUCAGUACUGGUUGUGGUGGGUCUUCCUUGUAUUAGGCUUCCUCCUGUUUCUCAGAGGAUUUAUCAAUUAUGCAAAGGUUCGGAAGAUGCCAGAUUCAUUUUCCACUCUUCCCAGGACUAGAGUUCUCUUUAUUUACUAAAGACAGAUGUUUUCUGGCAACAUUUUCCUGCAUUAAUGAAUUUUCCCUCAAGUAGUAAGUGGACACCUGCAGGAAGUGCAUCAAGACGCUGAACACGGAAGAAGAAGAAAAUAAUCACCUGCUUUAAAAUAAAUAAAAGUACUGUUGGGGGAAAAAAGAAGCAUUUAUUUCUAUUUGUUCCUAGAUGUACAAUUUUAAUAGCUUAAUGCAGAACUCCUGUAAUCAUUGAAUCAUUCGUGGCUAAUGUUUGAAAUGGCUCUUGCAAUCAAGUCUGUGAUGUUACUAAUAAUGCCUUAUAUAGUAUUUGUAGUCCUUUAAAAAGCAUGAGCUAUUGCCCUUUAGCCAGAAGGGGUCAGUCUUGCUUUUUGUUCUUCUCCUUUAAAAUGAACUUGGAAUAUGUUCUAUUAGUGUAAGAUAAGUAAUAAUGCUGGCCAUUGUGAAGGGAUAUUCUCUGAACUUUAGAAAACUCUUUUGACUGUUUUUCUGCACAUCGUGUAUAUCUGUUGUUUUAAAAUAAAUUGAAAACAACCUGGAAGUAAAACCUACAUGCACAAUGUGAAUUGUUUUUAAGGUAUAGUAGUGAAAGAAUAUUACUAAGAAAGUGGAACAAGUAUUAACUUUUGGUAGUAUGUAUUCUUAAUCUAGCAGUAUAGAUUACUUUUGUACUGCAAACCUUUUGAGUAGGGGCUUUCACAGUAUAUGUUGGUGAUGUCAGAUUCAAAGACGUUUAAAAUCAGAAAGCAGGCCACGUAGAACUCUUUUGAGAUGGUCCCUGACAUAGCUGUACUUCUUGCUUUUCUAGUUUCUGGUGCAUUUAAAUAUAGAUUAUUGUGCACUUUUGUGAUUUUUGCAAUGCAGUAAUUCAGAGUUUAUGAUGUUAAAACUGUAAAUAUAGCAGAAUGUUAAUAAAUGUCACUUAUAUUA
Hemicordylus capensis (graceful crag lizard) is the source of this 1825-nucleotide messenger RNA. RefSeq names its product Nedd4 family interacting protein 1 (gene NDFIP1). Lineage: Eukaryota; Metazoa; Chordata; Lepidosauria; Squamata; Cordylidae. The record is from RefSeq and is a predicted model, not a curated record. Gene Ontology annotation, molecular function: WW domain binding. The transcript has 8 exons. Gene Ontology annotation, biological process: metal ion transport; vacuolar transport; positive regulation of protein ubiquitination. Gene Ontology annotation, cellular component: perinuclear region of cytoplasm; endoplasmic reticulum; Golgi apparatus. The coding region runs from base 248 to 901 and encodes 217 amino acids.